GAACACCUCUACCAUUUCUCCUCUCCUUCUUCAACGACCUCUAUCUGAUUGAUAGCACUCUGCCGUCAAUCUCUUCACAAAAAUCCCUUGUAUCGCCUGAGACUGUGGUAGCUUCUUGCUAGCAUUCCACCCACCGUCCUAAGCCGACCAACUACACCACGACCAAUCAUUAUCAAAAUCACAGCCAUUUAAGACCCGUGAUGGCGACCAAUUCACCUAGCCCAGACCCCCUUCUCGCCCUACGUCAAUCUCUUCUCUCCAACAAUCCUCCAAAACCGACCACAUCCUCCUCCCCGACCGAGCAGCCCACAGAAAGCGACCUCGACCUGGCCAGGGCCACCCACCUGUACUUCGCCCACCCAACGAGCCCACAGACCAUCCCUCUCAACGCUCCGACGCGCUUCGUGUCCAGCACGACAGGCGAGCCUGUUGAUCUGCGCAGUAUCUUUUUCGCGUGGCUCAAGAAAGAUGUCGCGAUCCCGGAGUACAUCGCCGAAGCAGAGGGACUAAACCAAGCCCUCAAGGAGAAGAGGAAGGAUGAUUCAGAAGCGGAGGAAAAAGUACAAAACCUGGUAUUCGUCGAGCGCUUGGACCUGUUAACAUGGUUGGAGGGGGCGUCCGAGGAGAGUGAGUACAUCAAGCCCCUGGAAGGGGAAGCUGCCGCGAAGGCGGCCGCAGCCGCAGCCGCUGGGGGUGAGAGCAGUAUCGGUGCGCAGGCUCAGGCAUCAACAAAUAUUGCCUCCGGGGCUACGGGGGGUGUCGCUGCGGUGCCGAGUGGGAGUGGUGUUGGUGGUGGUGGUGCCGCUGGCGCGACGGGUGCCGCAGCUGCAGCUUCCGGGGGUGCUCAGCAGCACGGGAGGGCGGCUAAGGUGAUGGAUCCAAGGCUACAGGAGAUUUACAACGGGGAGAGGAAGAUGGGAGACCGGAAUAGUGUGUUGAGGGGCAUCAAGCCCACGGACUUUUCCCAUGUUCGAAAAACUGCAGAGACCUUUCUCGGCCGGACUCGGUCUUCGCGGACGGGUCAAUACCCCCCUGGGGUCACCAAGCCUGGCAGCAAGCCAACCUCCAUGGUGCCGGUCCCUGCGCCCUCCGCCGGGCUCUCCCAACCUCGAAGCGGCAAGAGCAGUUCCAAGACGCAAGAUCCGAUUAUCUUGCUGUCGCCUUCGGCAUCAUCUCUUAUCCGCAUGUCCAACGUGCGCUCCUUCCUCGGGGAGGGUGUCUUUAUUCCCCCGGACCACCCUACACUCGCCACAGGGACGAACAGUAAUAUUCUCUAUAUUCACCGGCCCCUCCGCAUCCAAGACAGCUCCUCCAGCACCUCUCUUCUCCGUCCUGGAGCCAGCGCAGCCGCCUCCGGCUCUCGCAAGCCCACCCGCUUCAUCUUGGUAGACAGUACCGCCAAUUUCCGGCCUGAUUACUGGAACCGCCUUGUGGCCGUUUUCACGACGGGUCAGACGUGGCAGUUCAAAUCUUACAAGUGGUCUUCCCCGCCGGAGUUGUUCAAACAUGCCACAGGUAUCUACGUGGGUUGGCGCGGGGAGGACAGUCCACGCGAGGUCCGCAACUGGGGUCGCGGGGUACAGAGCUUCUCGGUCGAGAGAUGGGACGAGAAGGGCGGCGUGAAUGGUACUGGGCGGUGGAGAGACCGCGAGGUCGUCGAGGGCAUUUGGUCAGCAAUUGAGGAAGGCAUGCGUUUGAGAGGCUGGGGUGGAAAAUAAAGCUGAAAAGCAUCUUUUGGUUCCUGGAGUCUCCUACUCCUUGUCUUUCAUGCCGAUCUCGGGAAGCUGCUCAUUUUUGGGAUGUCUGCACGUGAGCAGCUGGACAGACGGAU
Aspergillus saccharolyticus JOP 1030-1 is the source of this 1831-nucleotide messenger RNA. RefSeq names its product CDC73 C-terminal domain-containing protein. Bases 201 to 1718 code for a protein of 505 amino acids. Gene Ontology annotation, cellular component: Cdc73/Paf1 complex. The transcript has 2 exons. Lineage: Eukaryota; Fungi; Ascomycota; Eurotiomycetes; Eurotiales; Aspergillaceae. Gene Ontology annotation, molecular function: RNA polymerase II complex binding. Gene Ontology annotation, biological process: transcription elongation by RNA polymerase II; positive regulation of transcription elongation by RNA polymerase II. The record is from RefSeq and is a predicted model, not a curated record.